This is a messenger RNA of Neolamprologus brichardi, 1777 nucleotides long. It is a transcript of the gene tubd1, whose product is annotated as tubulin, delta 1. Lineage: Eukaryota; Metazoa; Chordata; Actinopteri; Cichliformes; Cichlidae. The record is from RefSeq and is a predicted model, not a curated record. Gene Ontology annotation, biological process: microtubule-based process. Gene Ontology annotation, molecular function: GTP binding; structural constituent of cytoskeleton. Gene Ontology annotation, cellular component: microtubule.
GACCGGAAAUGCCAGUUCAACUUCUUGUGGCGGCUUCGCGAGCGCUGUAACACCAACGUACCAGAUAUAUCUACAAAGGUAUAGACAGCCCCGAAGUUAUGAAGCGUUGCUCCAUCAGCUCGAGGUUGCGGGUGUGUCACAGCGUGGGUGCCAUCGCUCUGUGACCGGUACUGAGUCAUCUGGGUGGAACAUGUCUGUAGUAACAGUUCAGCUCGGUCAGUGUGGUAACCAGGUGGGUCAGGAGCUGUUUGACAUCAUUUGUAGCGAUGCUCAGGAAGGACAGAGGAAGACGUACAGCGCUGCCAGCUGCGAGCGGUUCUUUCACCAGACUGCACAGGGAGACCUCGUUGCCAGGGCGCUGUUGGUAGAUAUGGAGCCUAAAGUAAUCAACCGGAGUAUGAGCAUGGCUGCAAAGUCUGGCAGGUGGAGCUAUGGAGCGAGUUCUCACUUCAGCCAGAAGCAGGGCUCCGGAAACAACUGGGCUAAUGGGUAUUGUGUCCAUGGUCCUCGUCACAGAGACGCAAUGGAGGAGCUGGUGAGGCGGGAGGUGGAGCGCUGUGACAGACUGGCUGGGCUUAUAGCAAUGAUGAGUGUGGCAGGGGGGACGGGGUCAGGUGUCGGCACCUACGUUACUCAGUGUCUCCGUGACAUUUAUCCAUCAUCCUUUAUCUUCAACCACCUUACCUGGCCGUACGGGACUGGAGAGGUGAUCGUCCAGAACUAUAACUCUGUGCUGACGCUGGCUCAUCUCUACCAGUUGUCAGACGCCAUACUGGUGCACGAGAACGACACAGUGCACAGGAUCUGCAGUCGGCUUCUUAACAUCAAACACAUCUCUUUCAGUGACGUCAACAGGGUCAUCGCCCACCAGCUGGGCAGUAUCCUGCAGCCUGCGCUCACCGCUGACUCCCAUGGAGCAUACAGCAGAAAUCCUCUGGGUGAAUUGGUGAGUGCUCUUGCCUGUCAUCCAGAGUACAAACUACUGAGCUUGUGCACCAUCCCACAGAUGGCCAGUUCCUCCAUAGCCUACAGUACGUUUAGCUGGCCGGGGCUGCUCAAACACCUGCGACAGAUGCUCAUCUCCAACACAAAGAUGGAAGAAGGUAUAGACUGGCAGGUGCGUCCUCCUGCUGACUCUGGGCGGAGCAGGAGUCUCACAGGGAGCAGCUUUAACACCUCUCUGGCCAACCUUCUCAUCCUGAGAGGGAAAGAUGUCUACAGUGCAGAGACAGGUGGCAUUGAUGAUCCAGCCCUGUACACCUCCUGGCUCUCACCCAAAGAAGCUUUCAGCUUGUGGAAAUCCCCUGUAGCCUUUAAUAAGUAUGAGAAAUCUGCCACGCUGGUCAGUAACAGCCAGGCUCUGCUCAGACCUUUGGAUGACAUGGUGGGAAAAGCCUGGAAUAUGUUUGCCUCCAGGGCGUACAUCCAUCAGUACAUUAAAUUUGGCAUCUCAGAGGAGGACUUCCUAGACAGCUUCACGUCUCUUGAACAGGUGAUCUCCAGCUACAGUCAGCUGUGCUAGCACUGGGGACUACUGUGGCUUUCAUGUAGAUAAGAAAAUAACACCUUAUGUGUUUUGUAUACAUUUUUUUAUAUUGCUGCAUUGAUUUCACAUAAUUCUUUGAAUUCCUGGACUCUGACAUCUGCAAUGGCGAGAACUGAGACACUGGAUGUCUCUAUUCAAGAUAUAAUUCUGGAGCUACUUUAUACGCUUGCAUCUCAAGUAGUAUAGUGUCAAGUUAUAAGAUGGGUAAUAAAAGGCUACAUUAGUAAAAAA